AUGAAUAACCAAAACUAUGUCAUCCCCACGGUCGCGGCCGCCGCCGAAAAUUCCGACCACCUCCCGGUUGUCGUCGUUAUGGUUCCGCUACCAGCACAAGGCCAUUUGAACCAGCUCCUCCACCUCUCUCGCCUCCUCUCGACCUUUCAUAUCCCCAUCCACUUCGUUGGCACCGCCACCCACAACUGCCAAGCUCGGCUUCGUUGCGUUGAUGGCGGUGACGACUAUCAUCGCCGUCGUCAUCGUCACCCGAUUCAAUUCCAUGACUUUGACAUACCCCCAUUCCCCUCUCCUCCUCCAAACCCUUUCGCCGUCCACAAAUUUCCCUCCCACCUUAUCCCCGCUUUCACCGCUGCCGCCGUCCACCUCCACCGUCCUCUCACCGUCUUUCUUCACUCCCUCUCGCCGAAAGCGAAACGAGUCAUCGUCAUCCACGACUCGCUUAUGUCGUCGGUUGUUCAAGGUGUUCACACUAUUCCCAACGUUGAAUCCUAUAGCUUUCAUAGUGUUUCGGCCUUCGCCGUCGUGCUCCACCACUUGGAGCGUAAAGCGGUUGUCACCGGCCGUGACAUGGCGGCGUUCUAUGACGAGUUGUUACCGGAGAAGGUGAAUGUUCCUCCGCUUGAUGAGUGUUUUCCGGCGGAGUUCUUGGAAUUCAUUAGAUCUCAAUUUCAUCAGCUACCAAAAAUGGGAGGUGGGAAAAUUUAUAACGCUUGUAGAGUGAUUGAAGGACAGUUCUUGGAAGUGAUUGAAAGGGUUGAACAUGAAUUUCAUCACUGGGCUUUGGGUCCUUUCAACCCUCUCAAAAUCUCUCCAUCUUUGAAGAAUGGCCAAGAGUCGUCAUCCAAACAUAAAUGCUUGGCAUGGCUAGAUCGACAAGACCCGAGAUCAGUGAUCUACGUUUCAUUCGGGACAACGACGGCCAUGGAAGACGAACAAAUCAAAGAAAUAGCAAAUGGGUUAGCAAGCAGCCACCAAAAGUUCAUAUGGGUCCUCCGGGAUGCCGACAAAGCCGACAUCUUUGAAGGUAACAACGUUAAAAUAUCCGAGCUCCCAGAAGGGUACGAAGAUCUAAUCGGGGACCGAGGGUUGGUAAUAAGGGAAUGGGCGCCGCAGUUGGAGAUAUUGAGCCACCGGGCGACGGGAGGGUUCAUGACGCAUUGCGGGUGGAAUUCGUGCAUGGAGAGCAUAACCACGGGGGUUCCGGUGGCAGCAUGGCCAAUGCACUCGGACCAGCCGAGGAACACCGUGCUUAUGACGGCGGUGCUGCGAGUGGGGGUGGUGGUGAAGGAGUGGGGGCAGAAGCAGGGCGAGGUGGUGGCGGCCGCGGUGGUGGAGGAGGUGGUGAGGAGGUUGAUGGUGUCCGAGGAAGGGGCGGAGGUAAGGAGGAAUUCAGAGAGGCUUGGGGAAGCUGUGCGACGAUCGAUGGAAGACGGCGGCGAUUCUCGUCGAGAGUUGGAGGCUUUUGUUGCUCAUAUUACGAGGUAG
Cucurbita pepo subsp. pepo (vegetable marrow) is the source of this 1488-nucleotide messenger RNA. Its product is annotated as zeatin O-glucosyltransferase-like. Gene Ontology annotation, molecular function: UDP-glycosyltransferase activity. Lineage: Eukaryota; Viridiplantae; Streptophyta; Magnoliopsida; Cucurbitales; Cucurbitaceae. The record is from RefSeq and is a predicted model, not a curated record.